GGCAGAAGAUGUAAGGAAAUUUGGGUUGCUAGAAAAUUUUAGUAAUUUUUGUUGCGAAAACUUUUUGCAGUCUUUGAAAAAACUUGUAAGAAAACCCGCAAAACCUCUGCAGCAAAUUGUCAAUCGGUAUUACGAACUAAACACAAAUAAAUGCCAUACAGAUGCUUUUCAUUCUAAUAUAUCAUGCGUACCUCGUUAUGAGAGUUUUUUCGACAAAAAAACAAUACGGUUUAAGGAUUACAAACUUUCAUGUGAUAUUAAAGAUAGUUGCUGUGCUCUGAAAGAUGGGACCAUAAUAGAAAUUAAGAACUUUGAUUUUGUGUCUAUCAACGAUCAACCGGCAAUAAUAGGGCAGAAAUAUAGGGAGAAAACAGAUCUGUUUAAAAUUCCUUGCAAUUCGUCAGAGUUAGGAAUUUAUUUAGUCGGGGAUCUGGGAGAUACUGCUACUUGGCUUAUGUCGGAUAUUAAUGUAAAGCUUGUUAGACUUCCGUAUUGUGACAAGGGAUUUGCAGUAUUUCCAAUGAUUCACUGCAAAGACUAAAUACUAAACGUGUCAAAAUUUACACGUCAAUAUGCCGUGGGUGGUUGUAAAAUUUAUUGAUACCAAUGAGGUUGAAGCUGUUCCCACCUGCUGGCUUGUAGGCGAAAAGAAGGAUGUGGUGGUGUGGCCUCAAAAUUUUUCAAAAAUUCAGAUGCAACAAGCUUUAAAGAAAGAAAUUUGCCCUGAGGAACACUGGGAAGAAUACAACGUGAAGAAACUGGGCCCACGAGAGUAUGAUACUUUUGCAACCGCUUGUGCGAAAGCCACCAAGGGAUGCGUAACUUCCGAAGUGGAAAGUGUACUUCCAGAGAAGAGAAUUCGGACAAAAAAAACUUACUCAUCUUCAGAAAAUGAAAUAUCAUCAGAGGACCUAAGUCCUCCAGUAGCAUUCCAAACAGGGUCCAAAUCUUAUAAACAAGUCGAGAAGAAUGCAAAGGCAAGAAAAGCACUGCAGCCUUUCAAAAAGACCCAAGCCAAGUGUGUGAACAGUCCAGAAAAUUUGGGUUAUGAUGAUGUGGAAACUGCAACAGAACCUGAAGUUAUGCGUUCUAAUGCAGGUUUAGCCGCAUUGGAAGUUUUUACGGCUGCAGCACCUGAAGAGUUCCAAAAAAAAUGCCUCCAAUUGUUAGUAAAAAAUAAAAAACUUAUUACCGAUUGUGAUGAGAACGUAAGUGAACUAAGUCGAAAGGUCGAUGAACUGAAGGAAAUGUUGAGUGUUCUAAUGGGUAAUCGUGAACAAGAUACGGCAAGUGAUAAAACACUCACUGAUAUUUUCAUCAACGAAUUUCCUGUAAAAAGUUUUGAAGAGCUUGAAGCAAUUGAAAAAAAAUUACAAAGAGAUGAUGUAGCUAAUUAUAUUACUGACAGCCUCUAUAGAAUCGGUGGGCGAGACUACAAAGACUGCAUUCGACGGUUUCUUAAGAAAAUGAUGGCCGAUAGCGUAGCCGCCCAUUAUAGUUUACAGGGUCACAAAAAAAAGAAAAUCUUCUCCUCCACAAAAAUGUUUGCAGUGAUAACAGGCGCAGUUCUAAAAUGCGACAAAAACGUACAAUUAAAAAACAUUGAAAUUAUUGUGAGCCAAUGGCUGGCCAAAGCGCCAGAAAGGCUUAAAAAGAUUGAAACACAAACUGACGAUCCAGACGAUUAG
Molecule: messenger RNA, 1688 nt
Organism: Brassicogethes aeneus
Lineage: Eukaryota; Metazoa; Arthropoda; Insecta; Coleoptera; Nitidulidae
Source: the annotation of a GenBank genome assembly